AGACGGUCCUGCGUUACUUCUCCAGGCUCCAGACCCCAGGCAGUACUGCCAGGUCAACCAUACGGUGCCAUUGCUGGUGCUGUAUUUUGACGGGGAGAGCAACAUGAGGGUGGAUUUCCGACUCUCUCGGGGAUCCUUCCACGCCCUUAUGGCCAUCCUCGGCACGGGGUCUGACCAUGGCUGGGGACCCGUCAUUGAGGCCCUGGUCUUCCUCUUUUGGCUGGCCAGUGGUACCUCAUACCGCGUGGUAUCCAGGGCCUUUGCCAUGCCCAGGACCACUGUGCAUCGCGCUGUCCACAAGACCAGCAGGAAGGUCCUCUCUCUCCUCCCCCAGGUUGUCCGUCUUCCGACAGAGGAGGACUUUCCUCAUGUGGGCAGCAUCGACGGCUGCCACGUCCGUGUGACCCCCCCAGCAGAGGACGCAGCCUGUUACUUGAACAGGAAGAUUUUUUAUUCUGUUCAGUUUCAGGCUGUGUGUGACCACACAGCAAAAUUCAUUGAUGUUUUUAUUGGUUUCUCUGGGUCAGCUCAUGAUGCGAGGGUUUUAAAGAACAGCCCCCUGUACUACCAGCACCGGUACCCUCCUCCUGGUUUCUGCCUCAUCGGGGAUGGUGGCUACCCCUGCCUCAGGCAACCCAUCGCCCUCAUGACGCCCUAUAGGCAGCCUGUCCACAACAACCUCCAGGUCCGCUUCAACAGCCACCUGUCUAGAGCGAGGUGUGUUGUGGAGAGGGCAUUUGGCAUUCUGAAGACCAGAUGGAGGUCCAUAUUUUUGAGGGCGCUGGAGGUGGAUGUCCUCUAUGUACGGGAGGUCAUUGCCUGCUGCACAGUCCUGCACAACAUCUGCCUGACCAAUGGGGACCUGCUGGAGCCAGAAGCUGAUGUGGAGGGAGACGCAGAGGACCAUCCACAACCAGCUCCUCAAGGCGCCAUCUGUGGAGCAGAGGACAGGCUAAGGAUGGCCAUGAUGUGCCUGGUGCCUGACCAUAAUUAUGCCUAAAUGUGAUUAUUGUAA
This is a messenger RNA of Etheostoma cragini (Arkansas darter), 1015 nucleotides long. RefSeq names its product protein ALP1-like. The transcript is spliced from 2 exons. Lineage: Eukaryota; Metazoa; Chordata; Actinopteri; Perciformes; Percidae. The record is from RefSeq and is a predicted model, not a curated record. Bases 104 to 1000 code for a protein of 298 amino acids.